Molecule: messenger RNA, 1909 nt
Organism: Neurospora tetraspora
Lineage: Eukaryota; Fungi; Ascomycota; Sordariomycetes; Sordariales; Sordariaceae
Exons: 2
Coding region: 62-1909 (615 amino acids)
Biological process (GO): tRNA wobble uridine modification; tRNA methylation
Cellular component (GO): mitochondrion; cytoplasm
Molecular function (GO): GTPase activity; protein binding; GTP binding
Source: RefSeq, a predicted model, not a curated record
AUCUCUUUAUCAGUGAAGACAUCACUUGUGAAAAGGGCUUCAUGUCUUUCGGUUGAGGUCAAUGUUCCGCCAUGCGCUAAGACGAGCUGCUAUUUACCGACCGGGGACUUCCCGAGUCACUUCACGUUCGCUACUACCUCGGCCACAGCAGCCAUGUCUUAUCCGCAUGGCACGAAGCUAUCAUGAGUUUGGCCAUAGGGCGUCUGCCUUUGACGCCGUCUCUGGGGGCAAGAGUAGAGACUCGACUCUGUCCUUUCUCACAAACGACACCAUCUAUGCCCUCUCAUCAGGAUCAGGAAGAGCUGGCAUAGCUGUAAUCCGUAUUUCUGGACCUGGUUGUCUUGAUGUCUACAACUCACUAUGUCCCACCAAACCCAUUCCCAACCCCAGAUACGCCGCAGUGCGCACUCUAACCGAGCCCACCGAAUCCGGCAAGGAUGCCUCAUCAUCACCACCAGCUAACGCCAACGUCCUCGACACCGACGCUCUGGUCCUCUACUUCCCCGGUCCCAAGACCGUCACAGGCGAGGACGUCCUCGAGCUGCACGUGCACGGCGGCCCGGCCACCGUCAAGGCCGUUCUCUCCGCCAUUCCCAAGUCCACUUCUUCGGGUACCAUCCGCUACGCCGAGCAAGGCGAGUUCACCAAGCGCGCCUUCCUCAACAACCGACUAGACCUCGCCCAAGUCGAAGCCCUCGGCGACACCCUCUCCGCGGAAACCGAGCAGCAGCGACGGGCCGCCAUCCGCGGCACCUCAGGCGUGUUGGGCAAGACGUACGAGUCCUGGCGGGAGCAGCUACUCCUAGCCAGGGGCGAGAUCGAAGCCCUGAUUGACUUCAGCGAGGACCAGCACUUCGAUGAGUCACCUACGGAGCUGCUGCGGAACGUCACCCAUCUCGUUAAAGGGAUACUGCAUUCCAUCAAGCUGCACGAGAUGGGCAGCCAGCGGAGCGAGUUACUCCGCAACGGCAUCCGGAUCGCUUUGCUCGGUCCGCCGAACGUGGGGAAGAGCAGCUUGAUGAACUUGAUUGUGGGGAGGGAGGCGAGUAUCGUGUCGUCUGAGGCUGGCACGACGAGGGAUAUUGUUGAAGCUAGUCUUGAUAUCCGCGGGUAUUUGUGUUCGUUCGCUGAUACGGCUGGUAUUCGCACCCGCUCGUCCCUUUUACCGGAAGAGGAAGAGGAAAAAAAGGAGGAGGCGCCAAUCGGCAAGAUCGAAGAGGAGGGUAUCCGUCGCGCGAGACAGAAGGCUCUUGACUCAGAUGUCAUUAUCGUUCUGGCUUCUGUCGAACCCCAUCCCAACGGUGGUGUAGAAGGUUACCGCCUAAACUACGACCUCUCAACCCUCCACCUCGCCUCUCAAGCGCCAGAAUCCCUUCUGGUGAUUAACAAAUCCGAGACCGUCCCUCCCGCUGUCCUAGCGCAAUUAAUCCGGUCCUUCAAAACCGACGUCCUCUCCACCCACCUCCCCGCGGACUCCCCGCUCAAAACCCAAGACCCGGUCCUCAUCUCCUGCCGAACCGCCGAGCAACGCUCCGGGGGUGUUGACGACACAGACCCAGGCAAAAUCCACCACCUCAUCUCCCGCCUGUCCUCCUCCUUCGCCGAGCUGACCGCCAUCCCGCAAGACAUGGAGCACUUGCUAGGCGUCACGGCGAGGCAGAAUGAAUUGCUUGGGCAGUGUAGAGAUGCGUUGGAGGAUUUUAUGGCUGAGGCGAACCCGAACACGACGACUGUUGAGGGGGAUGUCGUGAGGAUGGGAGAGGAUGAAGUGGAAGCGGAUAUUGUGCUGGCGGCGGAACAUUUGAGGGUGGCGGCGGGGAGGUUGGCUGCUAUCACGGGGAAGGGAGAGGCGGGGGAUGUGGAGGAGGUGUUGGGGGUUAUUUUUGAGAAGUUUUGUGUUGGGAAGUAG